Molecule: messenger RNA, 678 nt
Organism: Closterium sp. NIES-65
Lineage: Eukaryota; Viridiplantae; Streptophyta; Zygnematophyceae; Desmidiales; Closteriaceae
Source: the annotation of a GenBank genome assembly
AUGCAGGGGCCAGGGGCGGCUGCUGUUGGUGCGGCUGCUCCAGUGGCUGCUGCUGCUCGGGCUGCUGCUCCAAGGGCUGCUGCUGGGGCGGCUCCAAGGGCUGAUGCUAGGGCGGCUGCUCCGGUGGCUGCGGCUGGGGCGGCUGGUCCCGGGGCUGCUGCUGCUGGGGCAGCUGCUCCCGGGGCUGCUGCUGCUGGGGCGGCUCCAGGGGCUGCUGCUGGGGCGGCUGCUCCCAGGGCUGCCGCUGCUGCUGCUGCUCCAGGGGCUGCUGCUCCCGGGGCUGCUGCUGCUGCGGUGGCUCCUCCAGGGGCUGCGGCUGGGGCGGCUGCUUCUGCUCCAGGGGCUGCUGCUGCUAGGGCGGCCGCUUCAGAGGCAGCUGCUGCUGGAGCGGCUGCUCCAGUGGCUGCUGCUGGGGCGGCUGCUCCCGGAGCUGCUGCUGCUGGGGUGGCUGCUCCACGAGCUGCUGCUGCUGGGGUGGCCGCUUCACGAGCUGCUGCUGCUGGGGUAGCUCCAGGGGCUGCUGCUGGGGCGGCUGCUCCCAGGGCUGCCGCUGCUGCGGCUGCUCCAGGGGCUGCUGCUCCCGGGGCUGCUGCUGCUGCGGUGGCUCCUCCAGGGGCUGCGGCUGGGGCGGCCGUUUCAGGGGCUGCAGCUGCUGGGGCUGCUGCAGCGGAAAGCUAG